AUGGAUGGUUUUACUGAAGCUCUGGAUGAACCCAAGAGGUCGAAACAGAAACACGAUAGACCUGGUUCGCCAGACAGUAUGCACUCGAGAUCGUCCUCCAUUUCCAAGCAUUCGCUGCAAGACCGUCUAUUUACGAAACUCCUUCAACAAGUGAUCCCAGACGAUCAAGAUGAAACCGACUCAGCGGGAGACAAGGCUUUUGCCUCUCCAAAGAAACCGGCUUUCAGCUUGCCUGUAAUGGCGAAUAAUUUCCGCCGCUUUAAUGCAAGAAUCGGAGUGGUAUUUUUGUUCCAGAGCCGCGCCGAGCAGCUGUUCAGUUGGAACAAGCCAACCCACACGUUCUCUUUUCUUUUCGUGUACUCGUUCAUCUGCUUGCAGCCCCAUCUACUGUUGGUUCUGCCUCUGGUGAUUCUCUUGCUGUUCAUCAUGGUACCGGCCUUUGUGACUCGGCAUCCACCGCCGCCGAGUACCUCCACGUCCAGCACUACUCCUUACUAUUCUUACGAUGGACCAGCACUGGCGCCGGCUAUGACCAUCAAGCCAGCGCCAGAGACAUCGAAGGAUUUUCUGCGGAACAUGCGGGAUCUGCAGAAUUGCAUGGCCGAUUUCUCCGACGCCCACGAUGCGGCUAUUUCGCUCCUGUCCCCUUUGACGGAUUUCUCGAAUGAGGUGCUCUCUUCGACUUUCUUCCUCGUAUGCACGAUAGCCAUAGUGGUUUUGUUUGUCAGUGCGCAUCUCUUGCCCUUGAACCUUGUCAUGCUUGUUGCCGGCAAUGCGGCAAUUCUCUCCAUUCAUCCAACAGUGGGGCAAUUCUUAUCCGAUUUGAUGAAAGAUAUGGCUGGAGAUUCCAUAGAUAUGGAUGACAAAGAUGGGUUCGCCGCAUCUGUCCCCGCAGACCCAUCUGCAGCGAUGUCAGCCUUGGAAAAGCUUGCAGAUAUCACGUUGGACCCAUAUCCCGAAGAACGGGAGGUGGAGAUCUUCGAAUUGCAGCAUCGAGCCGCGGGAACAUCCGAGUCUGGUUGGGAGAGUUUCUUGUUCAGUCAUGCGCCCUACGACCCACUCUCGCCAGCUCGCAUCGCCGGAGACCGGCCCCGUGGAUGCCGAUUCUUCGAGGAUGUUAGAGCCCCGUCUGGCUGGGCUUGGAAGAGCAAGAAGUGGGAGCUUGAUCUGGACUGCCGUGAAUGGGUGGUGGAGCGCAUGAUCACCAGUGUUGGGUUCGAAGUCCCCGGCGUAACUGCCGAAGGCAACGCCAUUGUUGGCGAAGUUGGUGGUUGGGUUUGGGACCUGCCCGUAAAUCGGCAUGAGUCCGAUGAAGAUUUGAUGGCAUACCGGGACCUACCUGAGGCUCUUUCUCCCAAAAAGGCUAAAGGCAAGAACAAGCAAAUUGAGAAGGAGAAAGAGCAAGCCAAAACUCAGGAUUGGGAAGAAGCUCCUGCGUCCUACGGGGUGGGAGAAUGGAGACGCCGGCGAUGGGUCCGCGUAGUAAAACGAAUCAGCCUUCCGCCGGCGGGGGUGGUUACUUACUCGACACUUAGUAGCAACAGCUAG
Messenger RNA from Penicillium bovifimosum, 1548 nucleotides. Its product is annotated as PEX28-32 family peroxisomal membrane protein. Lineage: Eukaryota; Fungi; Ascomycota; Eurotiomycetes; Eurotiales; Aspergillaceae. The transcript has 3 exons. Bases 1 to 1548 code for a protein of 515 amino acids. Gene Ontology annotation, biological process: peroxisome organization. The record is from RefSeq and is a predicted model, not a curated record. Gene Ontology annotation, cellular component: peroxisomal membrane.